Molecule: messenger RNA, 759 nt
Organism: Colletotrichum abscissum
Lineage: Eukaryota; Fungi; Ascomycota; Sordariomycetes; Glomerellales; Glomerellaceae
Exons: 2
Coding region: 1-759 (252 amino acids)
Source: RefSeq, a predicted model, not a curated record
AUGUCUACCACCAAGCCCACUUUCGUCCUCGCACCUGGUGCCUGGCACAAGGAGACCUGCUACUCGCCUGCUCAGCAACUCCUCGAGUCUCGCGGCUACCCCGUUGAGGCCGUUGAGUACCCCUCUGUCGGCGCUGAGCCCCCUACCAAGGGCCUCACAGACGAUGCCAAUGCCGUCAGAGCUGUCCUCCAGAGACUCGCUGACGAGGGCAAGGAGAUCGUUCUCGUUGUGCACUCCUACGGUGGUCUUGUCGGAGCCAAUGCCGUCGAGGGUCUUGGCUACAAGCAGCGCAUCAAAGAGGGUAAGAAGGGUGGUGUCAUUACUUUCGUCUACCUUACCGCCUUCGUUGUGCCCAAGGGCAAGUGCAUCAGAGAGAUGCUUGGCGGCCAGUUCCUCCCGUGGAUGAAGUUUGAGGGCAACUACGUCUACGCCCAGACCCCCGAGGAGAUUUUCUACCACGAUGUUGAGCCUGAGACUCGCGCCAAGGCUAUCGAGCAGCUGCAGCACCAGUCUGCCCAGGUCUUCGACGAUGUUGUGACCUACGAGCCGUGGCACGAGAUUGACUCCAUGUUCUUUUUCUGCGACGAGGACAAGGCAAUCCCCCUCGCCGUCCAGCAGGGUAUGGCCACUCUUCUCGGCCCUACGGCCAUCACCUACUCUUCUAAGGCCUCCCACUCCCCCUUCCUGUCCCAGCCGAACGACGUCGCUGAGGGGUUGGAGCUUGCUGCCAAGGUUGGACAGGAGAGGGUCAGAGCUUAG